Molecule: messenger RNA, 4722 nt
Organism: Cuscuta epithymum
Lineage: Eukaryota; Viridiplantae; Streptophyta; Magnoliopsida; Solanales; Convolvulaceae
Source: the annotation of a GenBank genome assembly
GAAUAGGCUGGGAGACUGGGCAUCUCGAAUUGUCCAAGGCUACUGUAUUCCUCUUUGUUCUGUUCAUCAUGAAUAAUAAGAAUUUCCGAUCCUUUCUUCUUUAUUUCCUAUUGAUUUUAUACUGUUUUGAGCUAGCAAUUACCACUGAUCUAUCAUUGGUAUUAGAGCAUCACUGCUCCUGGAGAUCGGAAUUGGAGUGCGACUUCAGAUAAACUCUCAUUCUGUGGUGGAUGGUUAAAACCAGAGCCAACAUGGAGAUGCGCAUGGAUGCGAUGGAUCAGAAACUAUAGGAGGUACAAUCGGCGAUGGAGAACUUGUCGACGAACAUGGCGGCUUCUAUUGCCGCGUUGAGUGAGCAGCUCCGGUCCAGAGAACGAUCGCGAUCGCAACCUCGUCACCUCACACCUACGACAUCGGGAGGUAAUCCGCAUCACUUGUAUCACAGAAGACCUGAGGAUAACCAUCAAUUUCCAGUACAUACGGGUAGAAAACUUGAUUUACCUGUAUUUAAUGGGGAUGGGGCGUAUAACUGGCUUGUGCGAAUGGAGAGGUAUUUCUGCCUAAAUCAGAUUAGUGAAGAAGACCAGGUGGAAGCUGCAGUUGUCGCAAUGGAGGACUGAGCUCUAAACUGGUUCAUUUGGUGCGAGCACCAAACUGAAUUGGACGAGUUGGAAGAAUUUGAAGAAUGCUAUCAUACACAGAUUUCAGCCAGACCUAAUUCAGAAUCCAUAUGGGCCUAUGCUAAGCUUGAAACAGACUGGAAGUGUGCAGGAGUUCAGAGAUGAAUUUGAAAUGGUGAUAGCUCCACAAAUUAAUGUUGAUAUGGAGAUUUUGAGAGGAAUCUUCCUGAAUGGCUUACAGACUGAAAUCAAAGCUGAACUUAAGCUGCAUAACUCCAGUUCAUUGAAUGAGAUUAUGGACAGAGCUCUACUGAUUAAAAGUAGAAAUGAGGCUAUAUAUCUGAAGGGUAAAGGUGAAGAGAAAGUUGCUGGGAGAGAUAAGGGACCUAUUACUUAUAAACCGGCAGUUUGGGGAGAAGGAUACAAGUCUCAAUCUGGUAAUUCAUGGCCUAGUACAAGUGGGAAGAAUGCUGCAGAAAACAAGAGUAACCCGUCUUGGUUUACUCCUGAGGGAAAGAAGGAGACAGAAAUAAAGCCCUCAGACAUCAGGAGGGUGGGGCCACAACUGUCACAGGAAGAAUAUCUGGACAGGAGCAGGAAGGGACUUCGUUUUAAGUGUGGAGAAAAAUGGAGCAAAGAACAUACCUGCAAAUUAAAGAAUUACAAACUCAUACUGGUGGAAGAUUCUGAUAAUGAGGAGGAAGUAGAAGGUGCAGAGUUGGAAAUUGCAGCUGAAGGAACUACCAUGGAAUUUAAGGUUGGGAACAUUCUCUUCUGAGUAAGGAAGGGAUACCUUCUCUGAGGACUUUCAAGGUCAAAGGGAGUAGAAUGGGCUGAAGGGAAGGCAGAGGUGAAAGUACUCAUUGAUAGUGGGGCCACCCACAAUUUUAUAUCACAAAGGUUGGUGGAUCAAUUGUGACUAAGCUUACACACCAUUACUGGAUACAUGGUUCAGAUUGGUAACGGAGAGGAGAUUAUCAAAAAUGGCAGAUGUGAGGAUCUAACGUUAGGUUUACAAGAUACCAAAAUAAAUCAGCACUUUUAUGUUUUGGAUCUGGGAGGUACAGACUUGGUGCUUUGAAUGGAGUGGCUGACUACUUUGGGUGAUGCGGAAAUAAACUUUCAGAAACAAAGUAUAAAAUGGAAGAUUCAGGGGUUAGAUCAGCAGAUUCAAGGGGACCCAUACUUGAACUCCAUGGAGAUAUCACUCAAAACCAUGACUCAGAUUCUGCAGGACACUGAUGUUGGUUAUUUUAUGUUUGGUGAAGGACAAUCUGUGAAGGUAAAGGGUGUUGCUUGUGCUGGAAGUCAGGAUAAAGCUCUGGGGUUUGACAACACUGAAAUAAUUCUGGGGGCUUUGACAAAAUCCGGGGUGCAGUAUGAUCCACAGUAUAUUGCAAUUGAAGAGUCCAUGUUCACUCAAUUUGAUGCCAAGUUGGGGGUGACAGUAAAGGAAAGUGCAGUAAAGCUGGGGAAGCAAACCUUGAAAACUGGUUUUGAAGCUUACCAACUGUGGAAGUUUUACCUUGAAGAUAGGAAUUCCUGUUCCAUAUUGAAGAUAACACCUGCUGAAAUGUUUGUGAUAUCAAAAGAAUUGGUAUUGAAGUUCUUAGUCCAGCUAUCAGUCAAGUAUUGGGAAGAGGGAAGUGCAAGAAUGAAGUGCAAGUGGAAGAUCAUGGCUGACUCCUAUCACCCACCUUGAGGGCAAGGUGGUUGUUUAGGGGGGGAGUAUUGAUAGGAAUCUAGACAAUAAUACUAAUAAGAAUAUUAGAAUAGUACUACCUCCGUUUCCCUAUGUUUGGGACAAGAGAAGGUGGCACAAUUAUUAAUAAAGGUGGGUUUAUGUGGUUGAUAUUGAAUUUAUAAAGUAAGAAUAAAGUAGGAAUGAUUUAGAACCACACAAACUUUACCAAAUAAGGUAUGGGACAAUCUUAGUGGGAUGGACCGAAAUGGUAAAAUGGGACAAUCAUAGCGGGACGGAAGGGGUAUUAAAUAAUGUAUAAGUGAGGAUUAUGGGCCAUUUAGUAUAUCUGGAGUAUUGGGCCUAUUAUGGUAGCUUAAUAAGUGGGCUAGUACUAUAAAUAGAAAGGGAUGGAAGGCAAGUAUUCUGUUAGGAAUAGGCUGGGAGACUGGGCAUCUCGAAUCGUCCAAGGCUACUGUAUUCCUCUUUGUUCUGUUCAUCAUCGAUAAUAAGAAUUUCCGAUCCUCUCUUCUUUAUUUCCUAUUGAUUUUAUACUGUUUUGAGCUAGCAAUUACCACUGAUCUAUCAUCAUCAUUCAAGAGGGUAUUUUCACUCUGCUGAAAAUACAUAUUUACCAGGACUUGAUUUGGGUUGCCAACCCUAAAGUCUUUUGGACUAAGGCAGUAAGGCUUGGAUGUUGUUGUAUCAGGACAUGAUUUAGGUUAAUGGAGAUGAUGUACAAGUUCUUUUUUACUCGUUAAUGGCUAACAAAGGAAGCUAAGAAUAAUGCUCAGCCUAUAGUAGGUAAUUUGGAGGUCUUAUUUUUCUACCAUAUUAAGGGGGUGUAUUUAAUUGGGACAUUUGUAGACAUUUUAGGAUUUGUGAAAUCUGAGUGUAUUUAAUUGAGACAUUCUAAGACAUUUUAUAAAUCCUAAGAUGUCUAGGUGUAUUCAUAUUGGACAUAAGGACUUGGAUUCUUGUUUCAAUCUGGACUUACCUAGACUCAUAAGCCCAAAUACAAGUAUAAAUCCUAAAUCCCAAAUCUCACCUCCUUACGUGAGAUUUGGAAUUCAUCAAAGAAAAGCGAAGACGACUGGGAAUUCAAGAACUGCAUCUCUAGGGUUGAGACCAGUUAACAUGGGAGAUUCGGGAUAUCGAAAUUGGACCAAUGAAGAAAGCAAUGAACUACUGCGGCUAAUGGUUGAUGCUGCCAACCGAAAUUGGCGUGAUCGCUCCGGCAAAAUUAACAAGUCAACGGUGGAGCAGCACAUACUAAAGCCUCUUAACGACAACCUUGGAAUCGACAUGACUUACAAACAAUAUAAAAGUCGUGAGAAAUACUUCAAGAGGUUGUAUUGCAAGUACAGUAAUCUCAUGCAGCACAAUUCUGGCUUUGGAUGGGAUCAUAAUUCCAAGUUUUUCACUGCAUCUGAAGAAGUGUGGGACAACUAUUUUAAGUCCCAUCCAAAAGACUCAAGCUUAAGAACAGAAUCGCAUCCUGAUUAUGAAGAUCUGAGAAUUGCCGUGGGUAAUGGCACUGCUAGAGGUGCACAUUCCAUUGCAGUAGGUGACAAUACAAUAGAAGACUUGACAGAAACUCGUAGUACAUUGGAUGGAUUAACAUAUGAUCCCCUCAAUGAUGCAUUUGUCCGUUCAAGUGCACAACAUUCUUCUCCACCCUCUCCUGAGAUUCAAUCUGCACCGCAAUCGGCUCAACAGCCCCGCCCAGAGUUCAUGGAAAAGCUCACAGAAAAUGUGGACAGGUUUGCCCGAGUUAUAGAAUCAAUCGACACAAAAGAGUACAAUUGCUGGGAUAUGAUAAAGGAGAUCCCGAGUUUGUGUGCUGAUGAUCGCUUCAGAGCUCUUGAUUUGCUUAAUACGAAAGCAAAAAAAGCUGAAUUCGUUAACAUGGCUGCAGAAGAUCGUGUAGAAUGGAUAUCAUAUAAAUUGAAAUGAUAUGUAUCCAGGAUUAGGAUUCUUGCCGAGAACCUUGUUCCCAUUUUGAGUAUUUGGGAUUAUUUGUAUGUUUAUUUCUUGAACAUUACUAUUUCUCAAUGUUUUUGGGAUAAUGUUAUUAACUAGUAUAGUUUUUUUUUAGCUAUUUAUGUACUUUGAAGACUGCUAAAGUCUGCAAUGGCCAACAAGCUUGACCCUGAAGAUGCAUUUGGUGGGACUUCUACUCUAAGCAACAUUGGAGCAGUUGGUGGGAAGUAUGGUUCCCCUCUAACCAAUGUCCCCGAAGUUGCCAUAAUUUUUGCUGAAGAUGGAAAUGUGUGUAUCCAGCAUCAGUUUUGUUUUGACAGUAAACAUAGGAGUUGAUCAUAGAGUACUUGAUGGACCUACUGUUGCAACGUUCUGUAAUGAGUGGAAAAGUUAAAUAAAAGUCUACCAAUGUCUUAAUAUGUCUCAUGUCCAAAUCCA